Molecule: messenger RNA, 1384 nt
Organism: Hydractinia symbiolongicarpus
Lineage: Eukaryota; Metazoa; Cnidaria; Hydrozoa; Anthoathecata; Hydractiniidae
Product: tiggy-winkle hedgehog protein-like
Exons: 6
Coding region: 573-1070 (165 amino acids)
Biological process (GO): cell-cell signaling
Source: RefSeq, a predicted model, not a curated record
UAUAAUUCCAAAGUCAUCUUUUACGCAUUCCAUGUGUGUUUUUUGAUAAUUUGAUACUCUUUUGUAGGAUUUAUAUGCUGACGGCAUUUUAAACUGCAUUGUUUCAUUCAAAAAUUUUUUUUCCCAAUUGUUCUCCAGGGAACUUUUUACAUACAUAAAAUACCCCAACCUGAAUGGAAUAAACUACAUAAUAAUGUGAUCGUAAAACGCAUUGCUGGAAUUUUGUACAUCGCGGACACAUCUAGUUACUGCAAUUUGGUUUGUGAAUACCUAUGGAACCACGUUGGCAAGGUACAAAAAUGCAAAGAGAAAUGUUCAAAUGGCUGGAAGAUAUUAGAGUUUAAGCAUUAAUUAUUAUAAUAAUAGAAAGUUAAAGAUUUUAGCUUGCAGAAAAUCUUGAAAACAAAGUUAAGGAAAGUUUUAACAGAGGUUGGUCGAAUUCACUGGUUUUAUGAACGGUCCGCUUGCAAGAAUACUUUGCUCGUUCACAUCAGGUGAGGAAACUUUGCACACUUGUCGAAUGCUUUAAAACGUUCAGAUUUAUCUAUUCCUGGGUUGCUUCGUUACAAAGGAUGGACAUUGAUUUAGAUUUUAUCCGUCUACCUAAUGUCUUCGAACAAAGUAUUUUAGCAAGUGGACCUUUUAUCAAUAAGGCAGAAGCAAGUCAGCUGGAAAAGGUUAAACCCAGCACAUUUCUAAAGCUGUACAAUAACAAGACCGUUCUAACCACUAAGGCAUGCUUAAAUAAACUAAAAAAGUUGGUUGAUGUUGUUAAGGAAAAGUGGCAACAAAAGUAUGCUUUAAUACUUGCGAAUGGAUACAUGCCACAAAAGUCGGCUUAUCUACUAGACAAUUCGUUACAUUACGAGGGUAGAGCGUUGGAUAUCCAGUUAAAAGAAAGACGUUCAAGUAAGAAGCUCGAAGAUGCUGCUAAACAAAAGACCAAGGAUGAUAAGAUUCACCAUCGACUUGCAUGGCUCGCUUAUUACAAAGCUGGCUUUAACUUUGCUAGACCAAAGAAGACCUUUUACGGAGAACUUUUACAUGUGUCUUGCAGACGUGACAGAUAGUCAAACACUUAUUUCAUGCCAAAUAUCAACUCUUGUGAGAUUAUCUAUUAUCUUAGUACGCACUUCAAUAUACACUGUCUAUGUAAGAGAAUGUUUUAAUCAAAUAUCCCAAAGAUGUUUAAUAUGUUAAUAUGCACAAAAUGAUAGCUCAUUAAAAAGGGAACUCUCGCGGCAAUAGAGUAAUGGCCGUCGUAAUUUCGUCAAAUAAAGUACGCAAUGGUUUCUGGAAAUAUGAGUUAAAUUAAAGAAAUGAACGCAUUAUUCAGGCUUUUUUUCAGUGCGAGGGUAACCAUGGUACACAAUAAUAAAUUGCU